CUGGGGCUUCUUCUCUUCAGAGGCAUUUAACUGGCAGUUUAUGGAGGCUGCAGUUGUGGAAAAUGAAGAUCUGCUCUGUGGUCUUCGCUCUCCUGACUCGAGCGCUGCUUGGAGAUUUGUGUUCGGCCAUCAACGUCACCAUCACCCCUUCCCCGUUCACGGUGGCCCAGGAGGGUCAAAAUGUCACACUCUCCUGUGUUGUGUCCCAGCGGCGCCGCAACGCUGCUUUACCGGUGGUGAAAUGGAUCUUCCUGCCAGAGGGCACCGACCGCCCGGAGGACGAACUGCUCAUCGCCCGCCUCAACAUGAGGAAGGCCCGUUUCUAUGGUAACUACACAAAGAGUUUCCCGUGGCCCAAACUGAAGCUGACGGUGGUGAAGCAGGGGAAGAUAUUUGACCUGGUCAUCUUGAACGUGUCCGAGGGGGACCGGGGGCUCUACAUGUGCCGGGUGCAGGAGUUUAAAAAGCACCAGGAGCGCUGGAAGGCCUCGUCAAACUGCACCGCCGCUACUGAGCUCAGAGUGCAUGUCCUACCAGCCACCAAGGCCAAAGAAAGCCUGUGGAGCUUGUUAGAAGAUGUGUACCUGUGUGCAGUGCUGAUCUGCUCAGUGGGUUUGCUGUGUAUGUGCAUGUUCACAGUGACAGUAACCUGCCAGUACAUACAGAGGAAGCAGAGGUUAAAAGAUAAUUACCUCUUGGUGAAAAGCCUGCAUAACAGCUCAGGAGAGACCAGUGUGGUCAAUGUGUCUCCUGCUCUGCCUAAAAAGGAGAGGAGAUACAGGAAGAAAAGGAGCAGAGACUACCAAGAGGAGAUACCACCAGAGAUACCAGCGAAAGCUCCCAUUGGAGACAAAACACGGAAACCCAAACUUUUAAAACCACAACCAAGAAAAGUAGUGUUGCCGAAGAUAGUGGAGGAGAACUUGACCUACGCAGAGCUGGAUCUGGUGAAGCCAAUUCCGGAAACCAAGGCGUCGUGUAGCAGCACUGUGUACGCUCAGAUACUGUUUGGGGAGCAGCAGCUGUGAGAGAAACACGCACCAAUAGUAACUGUGCCUUAUGUAAAAACUAUUGUCUAUUUAUAAUCCUUAUUAUUUUGUAUUCCUAUGGUUUGUAAAGGGCAAAAUGUGUAAUGUCCCACAAUUAUGACAAUUGUAUAUAUGGUUUUAUAUGUUCUUUUAUAUUACUUUCUUUUAUGAGACCAAGAUGCAAAAGGAAAUGUUUUGCAUACUGGAGUUUUUGAUAUAUUUUAUUUCUUUUGCACCCAUGUUUGAAUCCUGUGUAGCUUAAACUCGGAACACAGACUGGUGAUGAUUUAGACCAGAUUUGUCCAUCGUGACAAACGGAAGGGCGAUCGGAGAUUUGAAUUUGCAGGCUAAUCUGAGCCCUCCCAUUUACAUUAAACAGGUUGCAACCCGAUAUCUGAAGGUUAAAGUCCUGUGGUGUGUGGCUAUCACAGCCAGUAAAGUUUACUGAAGUGAAGUGAGAUAUUGCUUUGCUAUCAACGCAUAACAAUAAUGCUGCUAUUUCUUGUCUGUGUGCGUUAACUAUGGAGCUAGAACAAGGAGGUGAUUAGCUUAGUUAGCAUAACAAGUGGAAGCAGGGGGAAACAGCUAGCCUGGCUGUAGCUAGCUUGCUUGCUAGCAUGACCAGGGGAAAUUACGUGCUGUAACUGUUUCUUGGUUUGCCAUGACAAAAAGUAUGUACGUAACUUUCUGCAAAACCACAAAUUCUUACAUUUCUGUAUGUGUGUGGAUGAAACAAAUGUGAUACAGUGUGUUAGUUAGUGAGCUUUAGAGGUGUAUUUUAUAACUUUGGAGACAAUUAGGCUAGCUGUCUAGCCCCUGCUUCCACUCUUUGGGACUUUCCAAAGCAAAGCUAAUCGCCUACCGGCUCCAGCUUCAUGCAAACAUAUGGACAUCAUGAGACAGAUAUGGAUCUUCUCCUCUAAACCAUUUCUCAAAAUGUCAAACUAUUCUUUUAAAUUCAUAAAUGCACAUUAUUCUGGACAGUUUAAUAAAUUGAAAAACAUGAAGGCUCUAUGUGUAAGCAACAAUAAGCCAUGGUUCCUGAGAUCGUUAAAUCUUUGAGAUUUCUCAACCGGUUUAAGUUAAUUACAAAGAGAAUUGUGGGAAACCCCAUCUAGAGCAAACAGAUUUAUGAAGGAGACAAAGUAAAUGUAAGACAUCCGUUUGUUUUAUUUUAUUUGUGCAUUUUCAAAUGUGAUUUACUUUUAGUGUGUUCCCAGCAUUAUCUACCUCACAACAUCUGUGUUCAGCGUGUUUCUGUGUGACUGCAAUUUAUAAUGACCACAACUCCACAGAGUUGAUUAAAGUAGCCACUAGACCCCCGACCCCCCCACAUAGUACGUGAGACUGUGCGAGGCUCUUUUAUCUGGUGCCAGCAUCAACUUAACAGGCAGUUAGUGACACACACACACAAACAUAGACAUACAAAGGUGGAGUUACAUGUAGGCUAAACACCCUUGUAGGUUCUCACAAAGGCACAUACUAUAAAUCCCAAAAUCUGCAAACAAUUGUAACUCCUGAUCUACAAACAGGGACAAACUUAAGACCUGUGUUUGUACUAUUUCACAUGUAUGUAAUUCAUAGUUUAAUUCCAAACUUACAGUGAUUUUGUGGUUUGAGAUAAGAGCCAGAAGCCAUAUCGGCUGUACUCCCACAUACCUUUGUACGGUCUUCUUGCUUUCUCACUGAGUGUGAAAGUGCUUAGGCCUCUUUUUUCCAUUUAAUGAUCCCCUGGAUUGAGGCAUGGAAAAGCAAAGGAGAGUUUUUUAAACAGUGAACUUGAAACCCAGACACAAAGGCACCGGAUCCCUCCCUUCCCCCAAGACCUCCACUAUCUUAUGUGGAGUUAUCCAUGCAGAUGGAGCCCUUCACAAAUACAAGUCUCAUUUUCUGCCACGCAUGCCUGCUGUAGUCCCAUGUUGUGAAACGCUAGCUGAACCAGCUACUUAUCUGGUAACCAGUAGUUAUAGAGUAGUCACUUGAUUAAAAUGAUUUGACUCUUCUGUAAAACAUUUAAAACCCAGUUCAGACCAAAGAUUUGCGAUGAGAAGGGUGCGAAGAGUUGAAACUUGCAACUACUUGCAAUAUGCCAACCUGCAACCUUCCAGUUUACACCAACGAGUCUAGACAAGACAGUGUAUCAUCUCACUCUCUGUACUUCCGUUCUAAAUUCUGACUUUACAGGCUUUUUUGUAGCAGGAUAUAUAUUGUAGCAUCUUAAAAUAUGAAUGAGGUUAGUGAUAGUGAGAUACUUUCUAGUAGUGAUGAAAUGGCGAAAACAACAUUUUAUUUCUCUGAUUCACUGCUUUGUUCUAACAUCGCUACCUCUCUUCAGUCACUCUCUAGCUCGCUUGACCACAUACCACACUCGCGGCGCUCGUUGAACCUCUAAAACUCAUUUCAAAAAGUUGAAAUUUGACUGACUUGACCAGCUGACAGAGCAGCAAUCAAAACAGCGAUCAAAGCAGCGGUCAGAGCGGCUCCAAGGACAUCUGUUGUCUGAACUGGGCUUAAGAAUUAGCUUGUAGUGGUAUUUAGAUUAAUGUAGUCAACUAUGUAGCAAUUAUGGUUAGCUAGCUAACAGCUGACAUACACAUGUAUUGGAUUGGUGAGAUGAAAGAGUCUCCAGUUACAAAAAGAAUAGUUAUCCAUGUCUGUUUGAAAAUGCAGAGAAAGUCAAAUUGUAUGUUGUCAGCAGAUGUAGCACAAAAGCUGACUUCCAAUAUGGCUGCCAGCCAGGUGACAUUUAAAGAAAUCCCAAUGAAUCACCGCAAAUGUAUAACCCAUUUUUACAGCAAGCUGGUGGUUGUGGACUUUGACAUUCUUUGUUUCCCGCCUAUUUAUUACGUUUCAAUUCAAAACACUAUCAACCUCCAUUUGCCACUAUUCCAAUUUUCCAUUGUUAUUUGCUUAUGCAUGUUUCAGUUGCACAGUGUGUAUUGAAAUGAAAUGAUUGAAAGUGACCUUUCAGUGGUGGGCAGAUUGUGUCUUAAAAAUGCCCUUAGACUGUGAAAUGUAAAGUUUCUUCCAGACCACAUUGUCCUUAAUGGGAGUCCACUAACUAGAACCAGGUGUGUGAAUUGUGCCUCUCCCUCUCUCCUUUCCCUCUCCCUGCCCACCACUGACCUCUGCAUUCAUCAACAUUCCAGCAUUUCUUCUCUUGUUUGUUUAUUACAUUUCAUCUGUACAGUGUGUAUCAGUAAAUGAAAUAAAUAUAAAAGUGGAUGUGA
This is a messenger RNA of Perca flavescens (yellow perch), 4258 nucleotides long. RefSeq names its product V-set and transmembrane domain containing 4b (gene vstm4b). Gene Ontology annotation, cellular component: membrane. Lineage: Eukaryota; Metazoa; Chordata; Actinopteri; Perciformes; Percidae. Bases 63 to 1028 code for a protein of 321 amino acids. The transcript has 8 exons. The record is from RefSeq and is a predicted model, not a curated record.